Molecule: messenger RNA, 1352 nt
Organism: Nicotiana attenuata
Lineage: Eukaryota; Viridiplantae; Streptophyta; Magnoliopsida; Solanales; Solanaceae
Product: PGR5-like protein 1A, chloroplastic
Exons: 11
Coding region: 102-1079 (325 amino acids)
Biological process (GO): photosynthetic electron transport in photosystem I
Cellular component (GO): chloroplast thylakoid membrane
Molecular function (GO): oxidoreductase activity, acting on iron-sulfur proteins as donors
Source: RefSeq, a predicted model, not a curated record
AACCAUCACAUUCCAAGAUUUUCUACAAUGCUCACAGUUUUGCUCCUUUUACUCUCUUUUCUUCACAUACGCCACCAUCAUUUUGGCCGUCACAAAAUUAAAUGGCGACCAAACUUGGGUUCAGUAUGACAAGUUCUCGGCUCUUUCAUGCCCCUUUUAAAAGACCAUUUUUUUCUGCUUCACUACCAACUGCUUCAUCUUCUUCUUCGCCGAGGCUGCCAUUGAUCCCUUUUGGUGCCAGUAGAAAGUUAUCUAUUCGAAAAAGGUUGUUGAUUCUCUCCCCUAAGGCCACUACUGAUCAGCCAGGUCAGGUCCAAGAGGAUGAGGACAGUAAAAUUUUGCAGUAUUGUAGCAUUGAUGGGAAGGGGAAGAAAUCUAUGGGGGAAAUGGAACAAGAGUUUCUUCAAGCGCUACAAUCGUUCUAUUAUGAAGGAAAGGCCAUCAUGUCAAAUGAGGAAUUUGAUAACCUCAAGGAAGAAUUAAUGUGGGAAGGGAGCAGCGUUGUCAUGCUAAGUGCUGAUGAACAGAGAUUUUUGGAAGCUUCUAUGGCUUAUGUAUCUGGGAAUCCGAUUAUGACCGACCAAGAGUUUGACAAGCUGAAGUUGAAACUUAAGAUGGAUGGCAGUGAUAUUGUGGUUGAGGGUCCACGGUGCAGUCUCCGUAGUAGAAAGGUUUAUAGUGACCUUUAUGUGGAUUAUCUGCGGAUGUUCUUGCUAAAUGUCCCCGCAGCUGUUGUUGCGCUUGGAUUGUUCUUCUUCCUCGACGACAUCACUGGAUUUGAGAUCACCUAUCUUUUGGAGCUUCCGGAGCCGUUCAGUUUCAUAUUCACGUGGUUCGCUGCUUUGCCCUUCAUAUUGUGGCUAUCCUUUACAAUUACAAACGCUAUCAUUAAAGAUUUUCUGAUCUUGAAGGGCCCCUGUCCGAAUUGUGGAACAGAAAACACUUCCUUCUUCGGUACCAUAUUAUCUGUUUCUAGUGGAGGUAACACUAACAAAGUGAAAUGCACAAAUUGUGGUACGGAUAUGGUCUAUGAUUCUGGCACACGUUUAAUCACAUUGCCGGAAGGAAGUAGUGCAUGAGUUUAGGGCGAUUCUACGUUGGUGACAUCUGCAAACAGAUUGCACUGACACCAAUUGCAUGGGAGAGAGAUCAUAUCAUGGGUAUUUUGAGGGCAAUUUGUAAAAACAAAAACAUUUCCCUAUGUUAAAUGGUGGAUGCUUUGCAACUUGCAGCAUGUCAAUAUGUAGUUAAGUAAUGUAUAUUAUGCAUGUAUAUACAACAGGCAAAAUUUAACUCAAAAAGCACAGGUGAUCAUAUGAAUGUUUUGAAUAGAGUUGAAUUGUUUUUUUUCA